Carlito syrichta (Philippine tarsier) is the source of this 1050-nucleotide messenger RNA. RefSeq names its product G protein-coupled receptor 141 (gene GPR141). Gene Ontology annotation, molecular function: G protein-coupled receptor activity; oxysterol binding. The transcript has a single exon. Gene Ontology annotation, biological process: G protein-coupled receptor signaling pathway. The coding region runs from base 9 to 926 and encodes 305 amino acids. Gene Ontology annotation, cellular component: membrane. The record is from RefSeq and is a predicted model, not a curated record. Lineage: Eukaryota; Metazoa; Chordata; Mammalia; Primates; Tarsiidae.
UUCCAAGUAUGACUGGCCACAAUAACUCUGGGAAUUCCUCUUGCGAACCCAUACUGACACCCCAUUUAACCAGGCUCUACUUUGUGGUGCUUAUUGGAGGGCUGGUGGGCGUUAUCUCCAUUCUGUUCCUGCUGGCGAAAAUGAACACCCGGUCGGUGACCACCACGGCUGUCGUUAACUUGGUGGUUGUGCACAGUGUUUUUCUGUUGACAGUGCCUUUCCGCUUGACCUACCUCAUCAAGGAGACUUGGAUGUUUGGGCUGCCCUUCUGUAAGUUUGUGAGUGCCAUGCUGCACAUCCACAUGUAUCUCACGUUCCUGUUCUAUGUGGUGAUCCUGGUUACCAGGUAUCUUAUCUUCUUUAAGUGCAAGGACAAAGUGGAAUUCUACAGAAAACUGCAUGCUGUGGCUGCGAGUACCAGCAUGUGGCUGCUGGUGAUUGUCAUUGUGGUGCCCCUAGUUGCUUCCCAGUAUGGAACUCAUGAGGAGUACAACGAGAAGCACUGUUUUAAGUUCCAAAAAGAACUUGCUCGCAUGUACGUGCAAGUCAUCAACUAUGUGAUAGUGGCUAUUGUCAUAGCCGUUGUGGUGGUUCUGUUGGUGCUGCAGAUCUUCAUCAUUAUAUUGAUGAUGCGGAAGCUACGCCACUCCUUACUCUCCCACCAGGAGUUCUGGGCUCAAUUGAAAAACCUAUUUUUUAUAGGGAUCAUCCUUGUUUGUUUCCUACCCUACCAGUUCUUUAGGAUCUAUUACUUGCGUGUUGUGGCACACUCUAAUGUCUGUGACAGCAAUGUUGCAUUUUAUAAUGAAAUCUUCUUGAGUGUAACAGCAAUCAGCUGCUGUGAUUUGCUGCUGUUUGUUUUGGGGGGUACCCAUUGGUUUAAGCAAAAGAUAAUUGACCUAUGGAAUUGUGUUUUGUGCUGUUAACUACAGACUGUAGUAUUCAUUAUUACUCCUUUAUAUUGAGGGAAAAUGGGUACAGGGGAGGUAAGAAUAUUAUUCCAUUACACGAUCAAAGACAUGGCUUGAUCUAGCCUAACAAAAGGACAAU